Molecule: messenger RNA, 588 nt
Organism: Solanum dulcamara
Lineage: Eukaryota; Viridiplantae; Streptophyta; Magnoliopsida; Solanales; Solanaceae
Product: miraculin-like
Exons: 1
Coding region: 1-588 (195 amino acids)
Molecular function (GO): endopeptidase inhibitor activity
Source: RefSeq, a predicted model, not a curated record
AUGUUUAUAAUAAAUUCUUUACUUUCUGAAGCAGCUUCUGCAUCCAAUCCAGUACUCGAUACGACAGGAAAAAUAAUUCGAGUAGGUUUCGAUUACAUGAUCGUGCCAGUAAAGAAGGAUUUAGGAGGUGAACUUGGGCUAGACUUUAUUGGAACCCAAGUUUGUCCACUUGGUAUCGGCCCACGUCUCAAUCCUAACCAAACCGGCCUUUCAAUAAAUCUUUUUCCAGUAAAUUCCAAAAAAGGUGUAAUUCGUGAAUCCAUUGAUCUAAAUGUUGAGUUCACAGAAACUUAUACUAUAUGCCCACAUAACUCCAACGUGUGGAUGCUAGAUCACUAUAAUCCUCAGAAGGAGGAUCAAUAUAUGAUUACUAACGGUGGAGUAAAAGGGAAUCCUGGUCGUGACACUAUUAGGAAUUGGUUUAAGAUUGUGAAAUAUGGAGUUGGAUACAAGUUUGUAUUUUGUCCAAGUGUGUGCAAUUAUUGUGAGGUGAUUUGCAAGAAUGUUGGGAUUUUUGUGCAGAAUAAUGGCCAGGCACUUCUGACAUUGAGUAAUGAGCCAUUAGAAGUCGUGUUCAAGAAAGUGUAA